CUGGGGCUGGCGGGGAGGGAGGCUGGCACUGCGGCUCUAGCUGCGGCCUGGCAGGGGCCGGGGGGAUCGGCUGGCAACUCGCCUUCAAGUUUGCGAAGUGCAGAGGAGCCCGUGACCUUGUGCGGCGGCAGGAGGAGGAGCCGCGCUGGCUGUGGCUGCCCUGUCUUCUGGGAGAGGAGGAUCCAGGCAGAGAUCCGGGACUGGGCAGAGGACAGGGAGCAGCAGUAGACUUCAGUACUGAUGCCUGCUAAGACACUACAGGGUUGCAUGAAAUCACUUGGGGACAAUCUCCAACUGAGAGAAGGACUGCUACAGAGGCUGACAAGGGAAGCUGCUUGGUGAUGGUCCAGAGAUCCUGAUUCCUCAGCAGUGUUGGUGAUGGAGCUGAAGGUCUGGGUGGAUGGCAUCCAGAGAGUGGUGUGUGGUGUCUCUGAUCAGACCACAUGCCAGGAGGUGGUCAUUGCUCUGGCACGUGCAAUUGGUCAGACGGGGCGGUACGUCCUCGUCCAGAAGCUGCGGGAGAAGGAGAGGCAGCUCCUCCCCCACGAAUGCCCGGUAGAGUCGCUAGCCAAGUGUGGCCAGUAUGCCAAUGACGUGCAGUUCGUCCUACGGCGGACAGGCCCCAGCCUCACUGAACGGCCGUCCUCAGACAAUGCCACCCAGGCUCCUGAGAGGACAUUCAUCCGGGCCAGCCUGCCCAUCAAACCCAGGCCAGUGAGCACAGAAGUGCCCAGGUCCAGGGAGCCUAAAAAGUCCAUGACCUUUAACUUGGGCCCUAUGGGCCCCAGCGAUCUGUUUGCCAAGAGCAAGCUGAGGCAGCACAAGAGGGACAGUGCUGAUGUGAAGGACGGUGCCAAUGGGGGCCAGUCCUCCAAGGACGAGCUGUUUAAGACAGUGCUGCGUCAGCAGGAGCAGCUUUACUCCUUAGAGGUACAUGGGGAUUCCUUGGAAAUGGACCUUAGGUACUGGGAGCGCAGCAGGAGCACCAGCCAGGAGGACGAGAUCCUCUACCUGGAGCAGCUGGUCAGGCGGAAUGAGAUGGAGCUGGGCGAGGAGGAGUUUUGGCAGAGCGAGCUGCGCCUGGAGAAGGAGUGCGAGAGGGAGCGGCAGGAGAAGGUGAGGAGCCUGCAGGCCACCCUGGAGGAAUACACGCAGAAGAUCCAUGAGCUGACUGCCAAAACAGAGGCCCUGGAAAAGGAGAUCCAGUGGGAGAUAGCUGAGCGGGCCAAGAGAGUGAAGGAAGCACCUGCCCAGGGGCCUAUGGAUCUAGAUGAUGUGGCGGUCAAAAUGAAAAGGGACCUGGAAGCCAAGGUCAAGCAGAGUGCCCAACUGGAGAGCAGCCUGACAAAUGUGGAAAAGGCCUUGGAAGAGGCUGAAAGGAACCUUCAGGCCUUCUCCAUCCCAGCACAGACUCGCCUCCCCGGCCAACUGCCAAGCAAUUCCUCGGCAAUCCACGGAACCUGCAGAACCCGCUGGUGUCCAGCCUGAACCCCGAGGGUGUGUAUGUCUGAACUGGCCUCAGCCCCUUGCGAUCCUAAUGCCCAGUCUUGCCAAGAGCCCCUGCAAAAGGGCGUCUCUUUGCAGUAGGGGCAGCUUUAUCACCUGCGUGGAAGAGACCACGUUAUGACUCUCAGACCUCUGCGUUUGGGGGCUUUUUUUAUUCCUCUCUCGCUCACUCGCUGCUCUCUCUCCUUCUGCUGAUAUGGGACUGCAGUGAGUAGGCUGCUGUAGAACAACCGAGGCUGGGAGGUCCUGCCAUGCCUACCAUACGUCAUAGUGUGCUCAGGCCCAUAAAUAAUUGUUAACAAGCAGCAGCCAGGGCAGGGGAAGGAUGGGAAUGGGAUGCUGGGAGCUGUUUUUCACUAUGGCAGGCCAGGGCUGUGGCAUUGUGCAGUAUGGUGAUGCCUUAAAAGUGUCACGUUGCGUUGCCUGAUGUCUGGGCUAUUAAUAGAUGCUGCCAGGAAGAGUGAUGCUUAUAAGCUGUAGCAUCCCCUGGUUUCUGUGGUGCUGCUGGGGAGAAGCUAAUUGCUGUGGGAGCCUAUUUCUUUACUCUCAGUGGAAGGGCCAUCUCUGUUGUUGCAAGCCUGUUGGAAUCUCACUUUGCCAGGAUGUGGGCAGAGCACAGCAAGCCUCUUGACUAGCAAGGGUGGACAUUGUUCUGCCCGGGCAGUCACGCCUGCCAGGCUCUUGGACUGCUAUAACGCGUUACACUGCAUGAAGGGCUCUUGAAUCUCCUUGCCCCUGGGAGUAAGUGCAUGAGAUGUCCUGCUGAUGUUGGUGGAACAGCACCACUGGCAAUCCCAACAAAGCGUGGGUAGAGGUCUUGCAGGGAGGGUAUCUCUCUUGGUUUGAAUGGUUUUCUGCCAGCAACAGGGUCAUGGCUGUGCAGAAUCACUUGGCUUAGCAUUUCUCCCCCUUGGAGGAAUGAGCCUCCCAGCAUUUUCAACCUGCCUGCAACCUCCUCCAGCUUGUCAGGAUCAAGCCUUAAACUAAGCUGAAGUCCUCUAUGAACCUGCCUUGGAAGCCACACGUAGAGGAGGCAAAGGGCCACAAAUUUCUUGGCCUGUUAGAAACUGCACUUUCUUAUUCAAGGCCAAUGCCACCAAGGAAGUCAUGCUUCUGCCUGCCUACUGCUUCAGCCUGCAAGUCCUGACCCUCUACAGAUAUGACCAAGGGACAGGUUGCAAGGGUAAGAGGGUCAGGAGCUCUGGAGAAGGCCGAGAAUAUUCAGUUACAACCACAAUUGCACCUCUCUUAGGCAGUUCCCCAUGUCCUUCAGCAGGAGGUCCAACCUCCUAGAAGAACCAGUGACGAAGGGAGCUCCUUUUCCUCACCCCACCUCCUUGUUGAUGCCGUUCCUUUUCAGGAAGAGCUCUGUAGUCGGUGCUCCUGGACUCUGUAUUGCCAGGGGACGGUUUAGAUGUGGCAUGCCUCCUCCCUGUGUGACACAUUUCUUCCACCCUGUCCAUUAACUGUGGCUCAGAUCCCCUUGAGAAACAGCACUUGGCCUCCCAAGUGGCAAUAGACAUGCCUCCUCCCACUGUAGAAGCUUUGUGCCAUUUUAAUGUGUCCAUUCUGAUAUCAGAAUAAGCUGUGUUUAAAGAAAACCCCAUAAAUUAGGGAACAGAAAGGUGACAGAGUUUGGGGGUUCAGCCAAGGAGGGAGAAGAAGCCAAGCAGGGAUUUGUAUCAAAGAGGUUAAAUCCUUUAUCAUGAAGGGUGCUGAGGCCAGCAUUGGAGCCUGGAUAUUAACAGCAGCAUCCUGCCCCAGUACAAAUGAAAAGGGAAAGAGCCAAGGUCACUCCUACCUCGCCAGCAGAUACAAGGACAGCUAUGCACUUGUGGCCCUCUGACACCUUUUUGGGGCUCUAUGUGAAGGGGAUGGCUUUGCUGUGGCCCCACCACGCAUUGUCCUGGUGGGAGCAAAGCACACUUCUCCCCAGACUGAGCAGUCGCUUCUGAUUUGCUUGCAUUCCUUCAGCGAUCCCAUGGGAUUAUGUUUAAUCCUUCUAUCACUGCUUAUGCUGCAGGAGAGUGGGUGCUCGGAGAGGAGACAGCGCAGGGCCAUUUAAAGCCACGUGAACCUGUCCACUGACUGCAGGCUUUGGAGAAAACUUUGAGGGGAGAUUUGUCUACCCCAGAUUUCCUGGUGGCAGAAGUUUGUUCCAGCUUGUCCUGCUGGCAAGGCAGAGGGGGUUUGUCCACCACACCCACUGGGAGAUGUUUAAGAAGGGGGUGUUUUGUGCCUUCCUCAGCAACCCCCUUGCAGGCUGGGCAUCAAGCUAUCUCCAGUAUGCAUCAGGGACUGGAAACCUGGUUGCUGCCUUGUGUGUGCUUCUGAGCCUAGCCCUGGUGACUCUGCCUGGGCAGACUAUGGCACUUGAGUAACAGCCCCAGCUGUGCGGGGCACGUAGGGAUGGCUUUGCCCAGAUCUGCUGAAUAAGGUUUUCCACAUCCCAGGUUGUGGCAGCCCUGCCUUUUCCCCAGGACCAACUCGGGGCUACCCCACUAAUCGUUACAAUUUAAGGUGUGUGUGUGUGUGGGGGGGGGGGGGGUCCAUGCCCACUCACUUUUUAACAAAAGCCAGUGAAUCAUAAAAUCAUAGAAAAUGAGGGUUGUAAGGGACCUCAGGAGGUCAUCUAGUCCCAGCACCCUGCUAAAAGUAGGACCAUCUCCAAUUACAUCAUCCCAGCCAGGGCUUUGUUGAGCCAGGCCUUAAAAGCCUCAAGGAUAGAGACUUCACCACCACUCAUGGGAACCCAUUCCAGUGCUUCACCACCCUCUUGGUGAGAGAGAUUUUCCUAAUAUCCAACAAUUGCUUCUCUGGCUACUGCCCUCCUCUGUCAAUUUUUUUUUGGUGCCAUUUUUCAUGUCACAAGAGGCAAUGGAGAGGUAACCCUGGGUUGGUGUCUCCUGUGUUUUAGUAUCCAGAUACAUGCACAGCAUAUGCUGUGACUGCCUUGGGGACACAGAGAGACUCCAUAACACUAGCAUCUUCCUGCAUAGCCCUCUCUCUGGUGGUACAGCAAGAAGCCUGUGGUAUAGCCCAAAUGCAGUAAGGAAGAACAAACACCAACUCCUGCCCACAACCAUUUCACUAGCUCCCCACAAUGUUUUAGUGCGUGUUCCACCACACUCUUAGUUUUGAAGGCUAUAAUUUAAUAUCACAACAUGCACAGUUGUCACAUUCAUCUCCUUUUUCAAAUACUGACCCACCACGAUGGAAUCAGUUUAUUUCUGUAUGUCUUGUAGUCCUGUCAACAAGGCAGAGCACCCGGAGGUCGAAAGGCCCAACCAGUGGAGGACUGAUUGCCUUGCGAGUGUAACUAUAUAAAUACAAUCAUAUUCCGUGUGUGUAUAGAUAUAUAUGUGUAUAUAGAUACACAUACACAUAUAUAUAUAUAUAUAUAUAUAUAUAUAUUGUACUCCUUUUUAUCAUGAAUGAAUGUCAAUGGCCAUACAAGUUAUUUUUACAGAUUAACAUUUAAAAAAUGCAAAUAUAUCUUAUCUGAGUAAAACCACCUGUUUUUAUUACUUAUUUGUAUUUAAAAAAAAAAUAAAAUGAAGAUGCUAUGUUUCCAGAGAUCCAUGUAGCCCUCUUAUAAGAUGCAUCAAGUGAUGAAAAAAUAUUUUUUCUCUGAGCAAAUGAAACAGUGGACUGCCUUUGGGGGCUACAAGACUUGUCUGAGUUAAAUAAAUGAAGAGUAUAGUAGGUCUUCAGUGCCAUCCUCUGGGGUACACUUUCCAGAGAGCACUACCCAUAACUGCUGUUUAGUGAAGGAGCCAUAUAAAUGAGGACUGUAUCCUGUAUAACAUACUGUGAUUCCCACCCCCCACCUUGUUAAUAAUAAAAGAAAAAAAGAUAAGAAAAUGGAAGUUUAUUUUGGAAAGGUAUAGAGAUGUCUGGGGAAACACUGUAUAGCCCUGUGGAAGAAAGAUUUGUACAACCUGGAGGGACAAAUAUUGCUGGUAUUUAUUUAUUUUUGGUCUGGGACAAAUUGCGACUAGGAGUAUGUUGAAGUUGAACGUAGAGUCAGCAGAAACUUGCCAUGGUGCUGGUGGUGACAUUGUCUUGCUCUUUGUACAUUGUGCCAAGUACAUCAUCUUCCAACAGUGUCGUUUGCGCAGUAGCAAGGAGUUGAGGUGGAAUAGCUGGAGUGACAUCUGUUUCUUAAGAAAGCAGAAUUCUCAUCUUAGGAGUCCCUAAUUUCUAUUUAACAUAGUGGACUGUCCAGGUGAUUUUUAAAAUGGGUGUACUUAAAUGGAUGAAGUGUUGAUAAUUGAAUGAUAAACUGGCUUCUCUGUUUGUACACCAAGUUUUCAGCAGUCUUAACUACAUGGAGCUUAACCCAGUGUGAGAGUCAUUUCCCUUCUCUCCCCAGGGCGGUCUGUCUCUCUGUCAUAGGGAUCAGGUCACUAAAUGGCACAUCCACCUACUGUGCCACCCAGCUCUGCAAAAGAUUCGUCUAUACCUGGCUUUCUUAGCUUUGUGAUAUUCAUCUGCCUCUGAGACUGGUUUUGAUUAUAUCUGGAUCUUUGUAAGCAAGGGAAAGCGGGGCGGGGACAACACACACCACACAUUUGUUCCAUGAGUAAAGUCUGUACCAUUCUGUCCUAAUAUUAAGUGCAAUAUAUUUUGUUCCAGUUAACCAGUAGCUUCCACCAUUGGCUGUUUCUUUCCUAAUAGAGGUGCUGAAAAGAGACCUUUUCAGUAGUUGGGCAUUUGCCAUCCUUUCACUUCACUUCUCAAGAAAGCCUCUGUACCUCUUAAGUCCCUAAGCUAGCAAGCACAUUUAUGUUAUAAGGUGCUGGCUUACUCAACGUAAGCACACCACAGACUUUGGCUGCUAUGACCCUUAUAUAGACAGGGAAAUAACCCUACGAUAUACCAAGGGAAAGCUGCACUGCUCUCUAGAAUGCAUUGCUGUUCAGAUCCAAGCUGCUGGUUUAUUCUUUAUGUCCAUAAAACAUGUCUCAGUUGAAAGGCAUGGAACUUUAAAAGCCUCUUGCUGUUUUCCAUUUACCAUAGUAGCACACAUAGGCAGCUUCUGGGGUAGGUACUGCACAUACUUAUGACAUGGUCCCUACCUUAGAGGGCAUCUCUCUGCCAUUUCCAGGGUGCCACUACCACUCUACGUGCACCAAACCCAGCAAUGAAGCAGCCUUGGGUUUCUCCCAAGAAUGGAAAUGCUCAACAGCAGCAGCCAAGAGGGGUCCUCAUUCACCGCUUCAUUUCCAGUUUUACCACGUGCAAAUUGGGAGUGGUAGCAUGGGCCAGGACUCUUUGAGAACACCAUGGAUAUAGUGUAGACAUGCCCUGAGAAGCUUGCUGUCCAGUAUAUCAUUGGGCAUGGGUGUUAAAACCCCAGAUGAGGGAGCCCACAGAUUCUGUCCUUUUUUCUUUUCUUUUUUUAAUAUUUUAAUGUGUGCUGCAUUACUAAGGUGUAUUUACUGUGUUCUCAGUGGUCUCCCUAACUGAAAGGUCCAGCCAGCUCUGAAAACAGAACAACUUUCCCACCUCUUUGUUUUCCCUUUACCAGGUUCUCACCCCCACUGUGUGAGCUGUUUAGGGCUCACUGGUACAAACUUGAUGUCACCUAAGCCAGUUUGGUCUGCAGGGUAGCCGAGGCUUCCUGCUCUCAGUGCAAGCCCAUCUAAAAACUUUGUCUUGCAGCAGAACAAACUCUUCUCAUAGCUGCACAUCACAGGAUAGUGAUACAGGGAGAUAGGUACACAAUUGGCAACAUUUCACGCUGAGCUUUACUUGACGGCCAGUACAUUUUUUUUUUUUUUUUUUAAUUUUGUCCUGCCAUGUCUUUGUUAUAUUUUGAUUGUGAAAAAGAAAUGGGAAAGUUGUGGAUGGUGUGUGGGGAAUGGAUUGAUGUAGAAGGGUCCUGGGGUCCCGAUUUUUGCAGGGGGGAGGGUGGAAGGUUUUAUGAACAUCCUGUACAUUGUAUACAAAAGUGUGACUCGACGGCUGUAUUCUCUGUAAAAACACACUUUCCACGUAUGAAUGUAUCCUGUGUAAUAAAUUGUUGUCUGGUUUAAAUUUUAAAUAAACCUUCAGAAAGGAUUUCUGUAAAGUAA
Molecule: messenger RNA, 7586 nt
Organism: Alligator mississippiensis (American alligator)
Lineage: Eukaryota; Metazoa; Chordata; Crocodylia; Alligatoridae
Gene: RASSF7
Product: Ras association domain family member 7
Exons: 5
Coding region: 379-1488 (369 amino acids)
Biological process (GO): signal transduction
Source: RefSeq, a predicted model, not a curated record